Molecule: messenger RNA, 1458 nt
Organism: Grus americana (Whooping crane)
Lineage: Eukaryota; Metazoa; Chordata; Aves; Gruiformes; Gruidae
Gene: SPMIP4
Product: chromosome 2 C7orf31 homolog
Cellular component (GO): centrosome
Source: RefSeq, a predicted model, not a curated record
AUGCUGCUGCAUCACCUGUCCCACUACUAUAGAGAAAUUGAGGGAACCAAAAUCCUAUCAAGAACCUUUGAGUGCAAUGAGGUACUAACUCCACUUCAAAUUCCUUCCCAUCCAACUGUCUCACAAGACAGGUAUAAAGAGUUCAGGGAAUCCUUUCACUGCUGCAAGCUUCCCAGGGGAGCAGAAAGGGAGCAUGGAGGAAUUGCAUUACUUGUAUUGCCAGAAGACCACAGGGCAGAGGACAAGCCUCCAUGUACGUUUGCUAAAAGACAUCAACAUUAUGGUAGUGGUGUAAACCCAACUUGGCCAAGGCUUCAUAAACCACCAGACAGUUUGGCUAAACCACUGUGCCUGCUACUUCCCAGCUCUCAUCCCUACCAGACACAUAUCUCUAGGUACGCCUUGUUCCCAGACUUCAGAUCACCUGAGGAUUGAGACACUGGGAUCGAUGCAGUAGGUCAUCAGCCUUUCCAUCCCAAUACCCCUACCAAGGCUUUUCAUGUGGUUGUUUUGAGGAACACUGGGAACAAGUUAAAUAUUUCCCCUGGAGGUAAUCAAUAUAGGUGUGAAGUUGUUAGUAUUCCCUCUGACUCCCAGAAGAAGGCUGUGCACGAGCUCAGACAAAUAACCAAUAUGCUACGAAACAUUGAAACUAUGGGGAUCACAACAUACAGUCAGGACUGCACAGGAAGAAGUUCUAUGAAUCCCCUUAUGCUGGAUAACUAUUACGUGAAAGCAGUUGGCAGAUUAACUGGAGAACUAGGUGAAGACAUGGAACUAAAAGAAACAUUUCUGCCUGGUGUCUCACAAGUGAGACCUCUUGAAGGGCACACUGCAGGUUUACUUCAAGGUUGACGUCCCCAUGAAUCAAUUCUGCAAGAACAGUACUCCUGCCACGAGCAGGCCACUCUGUCUCAGACAUGCUACCAGAAAGUUCAUUAUCUGGAUACAAGACUUCAAAUAAACAAACUUCAGAAAAUCACUGACACAUUGCAAACAGAAGCAUUGUACAGGAGGCAGCUUUCAGGAAGGCCUGAACUUGAAUCCCUUCCACAAUCUGCAUGUUCCAUUUCUUACAAAGACUUCAAGCCCAGACAUUUGGAUCAACAUACAGUAUGGGAAAACCCAGUUCGUCUAAGUAAGCCGGGCUUACUGCUAGAUGUAAAGAGUGAGGAAAGCAUAAUUUUGUUGCACAACCUUUAGUAUCAAGAAGCAUGUCACCCUGCAUUGAGACCAGAGGACAAGCCAAGAGAAGCGCUGCCUGAAUGGAUCCCUAGCUGUGAGGUUCCUCGGCGCCAGACAGCACUGCUGGAGCUGCAGCAUUCCUUCUCUAACACAGCAGCACAAAAAUCUUUUCAUGAUUCCGUAAGACGAGAGACAAAAGACCUCAGAGAUAACAUUACUGAGGGAAAGAGACACAAAUUCUGUGGUUGACAUGCUUUUUAUUUCUUUAACUGA